AACUUGUGACAACACAACAAACCCCAGGUCGCCAGUAGCUCAAGGGAAAAGAUUGGCAUUGCAAGCACCACGAUGAUGGGUUCUAUGACUCGAUCUAUCCUCCUUCUGUUGUCCUUGGUGUCGCUCACCACCGUGACGGCGUUUGCUCCGACCAUUUUGCCACCAAAACAGCUUACUGCCACAUCUACCCAAUUGUUCCAAACGCCGGUUCAAGAUCAAGAGGAAUAUUACUUGCAGUUGGCAGUCCAAAAUGAAGGGAACACGAACACGCCCGAAAUGAUAUAUAUCCUCGUGUACAAUCCUUAUACGGACGAAGAAGGAGUUCACACCACGGAAUACCCCAAAGAAUCCGGGAAACAAGCAUUGCUCGUCUUUGAGGCCUUGGAAGACUGUCGGCAAAUGGCGUCUCUACUAGCGGUAGAGCCCUCUGUGCCUGGAGAGCCCGUUCCCACUCCGGCGCCAUUGGCUCAAAUGGAAAUGGCAUGUCAACAAAUGGAAUGGACCAUCAAGGUGGUGCCAGCCACGGCUUAGCUAAUGACUAGCUAUUGUCUAACAGCUAGGUAAUUGUAGUUUUGUUUUCAAGAGUGAUUGUUCCCCUUGUCCUGAAUCAAUCACUGGAACUGAACAGGAGCUACCAAAAUACGACUUUAGUCUACCGAUAAUGGCUCUAAUCCUUUGGUCCUCUAGACCGUCGUUUUCAAAAGGUGCUUCCUUUGCCCCAACCAGGGCCUUCAGCAACUCCUUGCUUCAGCCGAGUUCUUUACUUUUAUUAGCCAUGCAUGGCAUCACAAAUAAACUUACCAACCAGAUAUCAACCGAUAGUCUAGUUGCUAUGAUUGCUCUUAUUCUUUUUUCCUCCCAGUAUGCAUACAUGAGUGUUAAUAGUCUGGUAGAUCUAGCUAGUGAAGGCCCCAAAUGACAGACAGG
Molecule: messenger RNA, 927 nt
Organism: Seminavis robusta
Lineage: Eukaryota; Bacillariophyta; Bacillariophyceae; Naviculales; Naviculaceae
Source: the annotation of a GenBank genome assembly